Messenger RNA from Varanus komodoensis (Komodo dragon), 7296 nucleotides. It is a transcript of the gene TMED8, whose product is annotated as transmembrane p24 trafficking protein family member 8. The record is from RefSeq and is a predicted model, not a curated record. The coding region runs from base 13 to 1023 and encodes 336 amino acids. Lineage: Eukaryota; Metazoa; Chordata; Lepidosauria; Squamata; Varanidae. The transcript has 6 exons.
CUCCGCCUGCCCAUGUCGGACGUACUGUCCGCUGCCGUUGGCACCCGGUUCAAAUCCCCCGCGGCCGGGGUUUUGGGCAGCGGGGACGGCAGGUGUGUCAGUUGUCCCGACGGGGCUGAACACGACAAGGCGAAGCGCCUCUCGCCGCCUCCUUCCUCAGAGAAUGAAGAUUCUGUUGAAAGGUCAGAGCAUACAUCUCAGACAGCUACCAUUUCAGAAGAUACUGCCUUGCAGUACAGACUGCAGAAUGGAUCACCUGUAAAUGCAGAUGCUACAAAGGAUUCUGGAGUUGUUUGUGGUAAUUUGGAAGAGCAAGAUGUAGCAGGAAAGGAAGAAAUACCAACUGAUCAACUCCAGGACACAAAAGAGGAGGCCAUAGAGCAGAUGACAAAGUAUCCUACCCCACAAGGACCUGGUGAUAUAGUCAUGAUACAGUCUGAAUACACAGGUGCAGUGGAUAUCCUUUCAGCAGAGCUGGAAACUACAGAUCUACUGGGCGAGCAGAAGAAAGCUCGGCCACCUUCUCUGAUUCCAGCAACUACUUGGACAAGCUCUAAGAUAAGGGAGUUCAAGGCAAAGAUGGCAAAAGAGAAGAAUACCCGAAUGGUAGUGAAAAGGGGUGAGGUGUUAACAGUUCGGGUGCCAACCCAUCCUGAUGGAAAGCGUGUCUGCUGGGAGUUUGCCACAGAAGAUUAUGACAUUGGUUUUGGGGUCUAUUUUGAUUGGACUCCCAUUACUAGCACUGCCAUUACUGUACAGGUCAGUGAAUCAAGUGAUGAAGAAGAUGAAGAGGAAGAGUUUGAAGGACCUAUUCCUGUUGGUGAUGUGGAAAGGGGCUCCAAAAGCUAUUUGCGAAACCGCUAUGGAGAGAUCAUGCCCGUCUACCGAAGGGACAGCCACCAGGAAGUGCAAGUAGGCAGCCACGAUUAUCCAGGCGAAGGCAUCUAUUUGCUCAAAUUUGACAAUUCAUACUCCCUUCUCCGCAACAAGAUACUCUACUUCCAUGUCUAUUAUACCAGCUAAAGAAGUAAAUGAAUUCUGGAAUGGGUAGGACAUAAAGCACUGAAGAAAGCUGCCUGUCAGGACUAGUAUAAUAGGUAGCAACUGAUGGCUGUUGUACCCAUCUCACUGCUUAUGUGCAGAUGACCUCUUUCUCCUCUGUCCUGCUGUUAAGGUGGUGCAAGUGAUCACUGACUGCUCUGCUUUGUUUUAUGCCAAGCAGGGAUUUUAGCUGCAGCAAGCAAGUCACUGGACACAAGGUUCAAGUAUGUUUUCCUUUCUCUUGCACUUCUACAAAUUAAAGUUGAAAUAUGCCUUUCCUUUUGUGUAAAUAUAUUAUAACCUUCUACCCUGCUGGCUGCAGAUAAUCACUAGGAUCAACUGCCAAAGCAGCCUGUAGAACUUUGUCUAGAACUGCAUUGUUACUGUGAUGUGGUGCACUGCCAUUAGCUUAGUCUCUGUGAAUCCUGUGAAAUGGAAUGUACAUAUGCCAUCCAGUUCACUGACUGCAUGUCUCUUCUGGCUCCAGCAACUGUAGCAUGCUCAGUGCAAGGCACAGUUGUUCAGUUGCUGAUAAUACAUAUUUGGAUGUUACAUCUUGGCUGAAAAAAAAACCAAGCUGCAUGCAUUCUGUCUCAGUAAGGAAGUGACGCCACUGUGGAGGCAGGAAGCAUGAACCAAAUCAUUCUGGUUAUGGAGAAUGCUUAACAAAGCCAUUGCCAGCAAAGACCACCUCCUACACCGCUCUUUUCUGUCAUGUUAUUUUGUAACUUUGCAUGAAUUCACUGUAACUGAAGAAAGGAAUACUGAACUCAAAUUGGCUGGAGUGCUCAAUUCCUCAUCAAGUGAAUGCCCAGAGACUAUAUUUUUUUUAACAAAAAGUCACUUUCAGCAGAAAUAAAUUAUUAUAAAUGUUACCCCAGCAAGACACUGAAAUAUCAGUUCUCUGCAGCACUUUUCUUAUAUGUUUGGUCUGACUAUGGUAAUAUACUUGUUAUGCUUGUUUGCUGUGUUAUGCAUAGCACCUCCAGGGGCAAGCAUUUCCAGCCACAAGUAGAUUGUUUAUAUACCGACAUAGGAGCCCAGCUUCCAGAGCUACCUACACCUACAUGCAAGAUAGUACAGAAAUGCAUCACUGAGGUGUGCAGUAGCAGUCAUUAACAAGUCAGCCCCUUUGCUGUAUCAUAGGCAUUAAUCAUCCAAGCCCUGAUGAUUAUUCAGUACUACAUGUGAAGUAUGGUAUGGUGUGAUGCCCACAAAGGGCCUGAUAAGAUCCCAGGGCUUUACUUUUGGCAUCUCUAGUUUAAGAUCUCAGGUCUUUAAACAGUAAGAGUUUAUUUUCAUGUAUACCUAUAUUAUUAUUUGGAUUUCAGAGGUCAUUGCCAAUUUUGAAUACAGUGUAAGCAGUACAGCUUAGAGGCUGAUAGUUGUAUCAUCUGUCAUUCACAGCUCAGGUAAACAUGUACAACCCAUUUCUCUGCAACAGAGGUCUUAUAAAUGUAGGUAUUGAUUUUUCAGAUCCAAAUGUGAGUGUGUCUUUUAAAACAGCUGCUAUGAUAUUCAUUUAAUGUGUUUGCUUGGCUCUUUGCAUGAUUGCAGUAAAUGUUAAUGAUAUGUAGUAGAUUUUUUUGGAAACCUUCCCAGUGGGAUGCCCUUUUCAUGCAGGUUUAAGUGAUGAAAGGUAUAAAGCCAAAGAACCCAACUUCUAACAGGCAGAAUGAUUCUCUAACUAUGCCAUAUUGAGUGUGUGCUUGGACAAACAAGGUAAAUUAUGUUGCUAGAAAAGCAAAUAAAGUAGAGCCACACUAAUCUUUCCCAUUGUUCUUUUAACAAAGAAAAGGCUCAGGGAGUAAAAACCUAUGUCUUUAAAAAUGGGAUAGAGAACUGGCAAAUAAAUGCUUCUGUUAACUUAAGAGUGAGUCAGGUGUACCUACCUCCCGGUCAUUUUAUUUUUAUUCAAGGUGAGAUUGAAGGAAUGCAGAAACAUUUAACCCAUUCCAGACCAAUAGCAUGAAAAGCACAGGGCUUACCAGAAGCAACAGUUGUUGGCUGGGGACAGGGAAUAGCAGCCAUUCCAACAGGAACAUAAAUGGCUCUGUAAUGGUAGUUUCUCCAUGAAUGAUCUGGACAGUAGCUGCUUCUUGAAGGUGGAGUUGAUAAGCCAAAAAAGAGGGCUGUGUAUGUCCUGGUUGCAUAGCCUUUGCUCAGCCUUUCAAAGGCUCUCCUGCCCUGAAUGUUAUUUAUAGGAUUGUUAUUUAUUUUUAUUUGUGAAUUUCCUCUUUAAAGCUUAAUCAUUUAAAGUGUAAUCUUACACUGUACGGAAUGCACAGAGCCCACUCUAUAUGUGCCCUUUUCAAAAGAAAGGCAUUGCUUUAUUUGAGGCUCAUUAAGAUGGCUAUUUGCCUUAUGUAAGGUUCUGCUUGAAGAAGAACCAAGGAAAAAGAUGUUGGAUAUAUCAUGCAUGGAAGUUUGAAGUUAGUUUGUUCUUAAUUACAUAGUUACAUGUGAGACAGGUUCUUUUGUGUCUCUUGCAUUUGUUCUUUAGCCCACAAAGUCUACUAGAGGUAUGUUGAAUUAUUUCUGAAAUCAUACUACAAGAGCUGUCUACAGAUUUAGAAAGUUGGUCCUCCUUCCUGUCUAGAAAUAUUUCAUUUUGGAAGGACAAAAGUAGAGAAAGUUAAAAUUUGCAAUAGCUUUCAAAUAAGUAUAUUUUCCUCUCCACAAUUUGUUUAAUAACAAAUUGGUUUCAACUCUGUUCUUGUUAAUUUUUAAACUGACUCUUCUAUAAACACUUCACAAAGUUAAUAUAAAUUUCUGAAAUAACAUUUGAAGAUGAAUAUCAAGGCAUAAUAAGAGGUUGUAAACCUUUCAGAGACCCCCUGGCUAAGCAAGUGGUAUAUAAAAGAUUAAAUAAAUAAGACGAUGGGUUGUGCUCAAUUUGGAUCUUUUGGUAGAGCAUAGCUCAUGAGCUGCAUCUACUACUCAAUUAGAUUGCAGAACAGUGUGUGUUUUUUUGUAUGUGCAUGUAUGCAUAAUAUGUGUGUGAGAGAGGUUUUUUGAUCUAUUGAAAUACUGGGCAGGGUUUAUUCAUAUUCCUCAGCCUCAGAGAUAGUACCAGAUCAUAAUGUGUUAGUAGUCUGUCUCUUUUCACACCGUGAAGAAGUGAAAGCACUAAAAAUCUGUGUGUGCUCCUUGGAUCAGAUCGAAAACCCAUGCAGACUUAUCAUUUUAACACUAAUGAAUUAUGUGGGCAACAUCUAGAACAUACACACAUACUUGCCUAGACUCAAGUUACUUUUCCAACUUAUGCAUUUUUCUAGAAUUGAGUAGAAAUACAAUUUCAGAGAUAACAGGAGAGAUUAAACUAUAAUUUCAGAUAGAAGGUUGAAAGAUGGCAUUUUUUUUCUAAAUUAAAUAAUUAUAAAAGGACCUCAUAACUGAUAUAUUUUGGCAUCUGUCUUGCUCAAUAUAUAUGCUGUAUGUGAAGCAACUGGUUACCUCAGUCAUUUACAUAAGGCAGUGUACAGAAUUAACAUGUCUGAAUUGGAGUGGAAAAUAUGUAGCAGUUAAAGGUGGGGACCUCUGCCAUGCCCAAGACCUAGUUUGUGAUCUCAGGGACGGAGAUUUGUCACAUUCUCAAAAAAGGGGGUUUUUUUUAGUGUGUUUUACCACUUCACAUCCAAUAUCCCCCUUAUUUUGGCUCUGUCUCUUACAAAAUGGCAUACAAUAAUUAGGAAGAUAUACAAUCCAUAUAUUAUUUUAAUCAAGCACAGUUUGGUAUUUUUGUACUCUUUGUCCUUUGUACUACAAAGAAGCAUGCAAGACAGUUGAUUAUUUGGGGCUAAUAAUUUUUAUUGAUCCUAUGGUACUAGUUGAGGGAAAUUAGAGCUUCCUUGUUUAUCUUCUUAUCCACAAUGCAAUUGCUAGGAAACUGACUCACUAAGAGAUGUGUGAUAUAAAUCUAAAGCUACAAUCCUGUACAAAUUUAUAUUAGACUAAUUCCCAUUGAACGUAAUAGGACAUUCUCCUGAGAAGUGUGUACAGAAUUGUAUUGUAAGCCUCCUAGUAUCCCAGGAACUUGAACCCUCAAAGCAUAUGCUUGUUUCCUUUACAGCAGGCCCUGUGCUAUAGUAUGAGGAGAGCCUUGCUACCAAAGUAGUUGAGGGUAGCUCACAGGGAAAAAAAUUACUUCUUCCUGUAUAUAGUAUUUGGACAAGGAGACAGGGUCAAUCUAUAGUGCUUCACCACUAUCCAUCAAAAACAUGGCUGUCUUUUGGAAACUGGUGGAACUGCAGUUCUAUCUCAUCUUAAAGCAUGUUGUGACCUUAAGACCACUUUUAUUAUUGGCUUCCUUGUUUCUGCUUGUGGAAAGUACUGUCAGACAAAACAUAGUUUUUUAAAAUACAGAAAUACUGAACCCCUUUAAAAAUAAAGCAUUACAACCCUUGGUUUUGAUCAAAGGAAUAGACAGAUAAUAAAGUGGAUGGUAUUAGUGGAGACUCAUACAACCUUUCUUUUGCUAGCUUAUUGUAUUAUCGGAUCUGUUGUUGUGAUUUCAGAGAACGUUCCAUUGAUCUCUGUGGUACUUGUUUCUGAGAAGGGCCAUACAAGGGUGCAAAAACAGUGCAUUAGAACAGUGGUACAAAACAUACUGGCUAGGAUUUGAACGGUCUGUGCUAGGCCAGUGAAAAUUAUUGGACAAUAUAGUGAGUGCCAUAUCAAAAGGUUAUAUGAAGUUGCCUUAUUUGGACUUGAACCAUGGGUACAGCUAACCCAGUACACUUUCUUCUGAAUGGCAGUAGCUCUCUUCCUGAUAUCCUUUAACUGGUGAUAGCAGCGACUAGUGUUCAUUAACACUGAACUUCCAACUAUCUAAGAAUCCACUAAAAUUUCAGUAGUGGUUUACCAUGAAGAAUAAGGGACUGCAGUUCAAGAAAACACAAGCCUAAUGCCUAAUAUACAUUUUACCAGUAUGCUUUGGAAUUUGGCUGAUAUGCCACCUGUGGAAUAUCUUCCUAUGAUACCACUAGAAUACAUCCACAGAAAUUUAGAAUUGUGGCAAAAUGAAAAGAGGCAUCUGAGCUUCCCAGAUCUCAGCAUAAGUCAGAGGCUUGUAGAAGCCCUACAAAAGGAACAUGACAGUGCAAGUUACAUGAUAAUGAAUGAUGUAUUGGAUCAAUUCACAUUAAAAAUGCUGAAAGGGAGCUUUUGAAUUACAUGGAACUCUCCUCGCAGUGUACAGUGGUUUUUUUGCAUCAGUGGGAGGAUUUAAUUGGAUUCAAUUCCAUUAAUAUGGCUGUUAACCAGGACAUGUUUGUAAUAAAAUAUUUUAAAACAACAUUCAUUGGAAAACAUAGGUUUUCCUUGAAUAUUUAUGUCUGAAUAAAACUUCUUUAUAAUCCACUAGUUUGCUUCCAGCAUUUUAAACAUGUUUUGGCAUUAUCAGCUAUGAACUGCCUUGCUUGCUCUCUAGAUUGCACAGUACAGCUGGCCAGUGAGUCAUGGCGUGUGCUGGGCACCCUCUUGAAUGUGUAGCCCUGAACAAGGUUACUACUCUGUGCAACCCUGACCACCAAGUAUUGAGGAUUGAACAACUCUUGCAUAAACUUGCACAGAUCAAGGAUUAUGCACUGGGUGUUUAACUCUCAAAUCUUUGGUGGCUGGGUUCACAUAGCAUGGCAAAACCCAUCUGGGUUAUAUAUUCAGAACAGUCUGGUGCAUGCCAUGGCUCAUUGGGAGUUAAACAUACAUACACUUUGAGUCCAGCAUGUCAUGCCAAAUGGGUCACUGUUAAAGGGAAGAUAUAGGAUGGCAAGCUAAACCCAGACAUAGGGUUGCUAGGUUUUAUUGAACAUAGUGGACCUUAAUUUUGACUACUCAUACAUAAGACUGAGUUAAAAGGAUUUUAGCAGUAGCAAAUUGAUGACAACAAAAUGAAUAGAUUUGUUACCUGCAGUGAUCAGCUUUUAGUUGCAACAUACCAUCCAGUCAGAAUGCUAGCUUGGUGCUGUUGUUUUGUAGCUUGCAGAGUUUUUGUCUGCUAUGAUCUAUGUAAUAUGAUUUCUUAAUCAGUACUUUUGUGCACAAAUAUGCUGCUAAUAUCCUUCCAAGCAUUUCUCCCUUAAACUGAGGGUACUUUUAUUUGCUCUGUUACUGAAUCAUACAUUCUAGUACGGGCUAGCAUGUCUACUGUUCCAUUCAAGACUUGGUUAAUGUCUGUUACAUAGUGUGAAGUAGUUGUUUUGUGACCAUGUGUUUAACUUUUAACAGAUAAUUUCAUUAAAUUUUUUCAUCAUA